GUGGGCUGCAAUAGCUUCUUAUCUCCCACAAAGAACCGACAAUGAUGUCAAGAAUUACUGGAAUACCCAUCUAAAGAAAAAACUCGGACACAUCCUUCAAGACAAUGAUAAUGUAAACAAUCAAAACCAAGAAACCUCAAUAAUCUCACUCUCACCAAGAUCUAAUCAUUAUCCAAACAUGUCCAAUAAGGGUAGAUGGGAAAGAAGACUUCAAACCGAUAUUCACAAAGCCAAACAAGCCCUAAGUGAAGCUUUAUCACUUCAUAAUCAACCAUCAUCCUCUACACAAGAACCAAUCAUAUUACUCUCAUCACCUCCGCCGUCGCCGUCGCCGCCGUUGGCCAGUUCAUACUUAACCAGUGCCGAAAACAUAGCAAAACUCCUCCCAAAUUGGAUGAAAAAGAAAAAUAAGAACGACCCACCAUCUUUAUCACAAACAAGUUCCGAUGCAACUGCUCAUAGCUCCGUUAAUAGCCAUGGAAAAUGGUCAAACCCAUCGGAGCAAGAAGCUGGGUUUGGAUCUAAUCAUAAGUAUUCGUAUUCAUAUUCAUAUUCUAGGUUUAAUUCGUCUUCGAGUUGUGAUGGGGAUGAUCGUGAUCAUGAUCAUGAUCAGACGGCUGCGAAUUAUGAUGGAGAACGUAGUCAUCAACAAGUGUCUUUACUUCCAACGGAGAAAUGGUUUCUUGAUCAUCAUCAUGAUGGUGGAACGGACGGACAUGAUCUUCUAAUGGGGGAGAUGUCUUUUGGGGAGACUAAUCAUGGUUUGUUUGAAUCUUUUAAGUAGAGACACAAGUGUUUGAACUAAUUAAUAAUGCCUUUGAUUUUUAAUAAUUCUAAGUUAUAAUAAGUAUACCAAAUUUUUAGGUUUUGUUUAAUAAUAAGAGGGAAAUUGCUCUAUCCAUAAUAUAUACAUUUGCACUUUUA
Molecule: messenger RNA, 924 nt
Organism: Impatiens glandulifera
Lineage: Eukaryota; Viridiplantae; Streptophyta; Magnoliopsida; Ericales; Balsaminaceae
Product: myb-related protein 306-like
Exons: 1
Coding region: 179-784 (201 amino acids)
Source: RefSeq, a predicted model, not a curated record